AUGAGCAAUGUCGCUGGCUUUACAGAUCUGAGAAAAGUUUACGAUCCCAACUCUAUCAUUGUAGAGCUGUACUUUGGUCAAAGUCUUCAACCCAUACGCUGCAUAGCUGUGACGUAUGAUAGUGAUACAUACGUCACGAGUGAUCCGAGUUCUUGUCAAAACUAUGACACAUGUGAGCUGCUCGAUCUCGAACGUGCUAAUGUAGAUACAACAACAGAUUUCUCGGACUUUAGUAGAAUGAUUUCCACAGGUGACACAAUUACAGGGUCAUAUGUGAACUCAAUACUAGGAAUCCGGUUGAAUGACACUAUUCGUACCUUCAAUGCUACUUUUGCAGUUGCAUCCUCAAGCGACGUUCCUAUAUGUGUGUUGGGGUUGGGUCCCAAAAAUGGAGAGUCUACUGGGGUGCAGAUUGAAAAUGGGAUUGUGUCGCCAACUUAUAAAAGUCUACCUAUCCUUUUGAAGAGUGCUGGGCUAAUUAAAUCAACAUCUUACUCUUUGUUUGUAGCAGACAACAGCGGCUCUCUAGCUUUCGGUACGGUUGAUCACACCAAAUUCGAAGGGUCCCUUCAACUGGUGCCUAUAGUCGAUGUUAGCGUGGACGGCGAGCUACUAGAGCAUAUUAAGGCACCAUUGGAGAUCCAAGUUGUUCUACUGGGUAUCUCGCUUGAAUCGAAUGGUACACUUUAUCCCGUUCUGCAAAUGGAGAGUCCUGCUCUUCUUGCAAUUGGCAUGCAGGCGACAUACUUGCCUCAGAAGUUCUUGGACGAGCUUGUGGGGUUUUAUGGUCUACUUUAUCAUGAUGAUUUAGGCGGUUACCUUGCUCCAUGUGAUUUACCUGGUAGUCUUGUAUUUAAUAUCAGCGGUGUCCCGCUCACUACUGCACUCAAAGACUAUCUCACAGAGACACCGCUCACAUUUUCCGAUCAACAAAAGGCUUGCUUUCUUCAGCUGCCACCCACAGGAAACAUUGAUUAUUGUGCCUUGGGUAACUCGCUGGCUAUGUCCAACUACAUUGCAGUUGACUUGGAUGCUCUCAUGAUUGGGGUGGCCCCGCUAAAGACGCAGCCAGACGACGGGCCAAGUCAGAUCCAAUCCAUCCCAGAAGCUUUCAGGAAAGCUGUUCCAGCUCCUGUGCUACCAGCCAACACUUACAAUAAGUCAGAUCUAGUCGCGAUACCUUUGCCUAGAGCCAAGAAGACCUACACGUUGAAUAACGGUGGGAAGCUGCAAAUAAGUAGUUUUUACACUAUAGUGUGUUUAAUAACAUAUAUGUUUAUAAUUAUAUAA
Messenger RNA from Wickerhamiella sorbophila, 1290 nucleotides. Its product is annotated as Aspartic proteinase MKC7. The transcript has a single exon. Lineage: Eukaryota; Fungi; Ascomycota; Dipodascomycetes; Dipodascales; Trichomonascaceae. Bases 1 to 1290 code for a protein of 429 amino acids. The record is from RefSeq and is a predicted model, not a curated record.